This is a messenger RNA of Hemibagrus wyckioides, 1409 nucleotides long. It is a transcript of the gene cpb1, whose product is annotated as carboxypeptidase B1 (tissue). The record is from RefSeq and is a predicted model, not a curated record. Gene Ontology annotation, biological process: proteolysis. Lineage: Eukaryota; Metazoa; Chordata; Actinopteri; Siluriformes; Bagridae. The coding region runs from base 83 to 1333 and encodes 416 amino acids. The transcript has 11 exons. Gene Ontology annotation, molecular function: metallocarboxypeptidase activity; zinc ion binding.
GUGGUCAGGGGUUGGAUCUCUCCUGAUGAUCCGGGAUUAUAAAAGCAGGCGAUGAGACAGGAAUGACAGUUGACCAGGCGUGAUGAUGAAGGCUCUUCUACUUUUGGGAUUGGUAGCCGUGGCUCUCUGUGAGCCCACUCGCUACAUUGGGGAUAAAGUUUUCCGUCUGUGGCCUGUGAGCGAUACACAUGUAUCAUUCAUCAAGGAUCUGGCCAGCAAUGCGAAGGUGGACUUCUGGAGCCCGGACAGCGCUGACAUGGUCACGGUUUUCACCGAAGUCGAUAUCCACAUCCCUGCUUCUCACGCUGACAUGGUUUCUGUCAUGCUGCAACAGAGCGGCAUGGACUACCGAGUGCUGAUUGAGGACAUGCAAACGGCUAUGAGACAGCAGUUUGACAACCACCAGCAGACCAAAGCCCACAACUACAUGAAGUACAACAGGUGGACAGAUAUCGAGGCCUGGGUCAGCUCUAUCACCUCAGGCAACCCCGCUCUGAUCAGCCGCUCCACGCUCGGGAAAACGUACGAGGGCCGCAGCAUGCACCUGAUCAAGAUCGGAAAGAACACCGGCUCCACCAAACCUGCCAUCUUCAUCGACUGUGGAAUCCACGCCCGCGAGUGGAUCAGCCCCGCUUUCUGUCAGUGGUUCGUCCAGGAGGCCGUGUCCACCUACGGAAGUGACUCUCAGAUGACCAGCCUGCUGGAUCAGAUGGAUGUCUUCGUGCUGCCUGUGUUUAACGUGGACGGUUAUGAGCACACCUGGAAGAGUGACAGGAUGUGGAGGAAGACCCGUUCUCGUAAGAGUGGCUCCAGCUGCAUCGGUGCUGAUCCCAACAGGAACUUCAACGCUGGCUGGUGCACACUGGGAGCCUCCAGUAACCCCUGCAGUGACACUUACUGUGGAUCUUCUAUGGAGUCGGAGAUCGAGGUGCAGAACGUGGCGAACUUCAUCCGCAAGAACAAAUCCAUCAUCAAGGCUUACCUCACCAUCCACUCAUACUCUCAACUCCUCCUGUUCCCCUACUCCUACAAAUACGACCAGGCCAAAGACCAUGCUGAGCUGAUGUCUGUGGCAGAGUCUGCAUCAGAGGCUCUGCGCAGUCUGUAUGGUACUCGCUACACCAGUGGCCCUGGAGCAACCACCAUCUACCCGGCUGCUGGCGGUUCUGAUGAUUGGGCCUAUGAUCUGGGUGUGAAAUACUCGUUCACGUUCGAGCUCCGGGACACCGGACAUUACGGCUUCCUGCUGCCCGAGUCUCAGAUCAAGCCCACGUGUGAGGAGACCAUGCUGGCCGUCAAGUACAUCGCUGCUCACGUGCAGAAAAACCUGUAGUGAGAGAGGGGGGAAAAAGUGCAUGCCUGAGAAGAAUUGCAAAAAACUUAAUAAAAAAUGAUUUUUAAAAUCAAAA